Molecule: messenger RNA, 690 nt
Organism: Solanum pennellii
Lineage: Eukaryota; Viridiplantae; Streptophyta; Magnoliopsida; Solanales; Solanaceae
Exons: 2
Coding region: 1-690 (229 amino acids)
Source: RefSeq, a predicted model, not a curated record
AUGUUGAUCACUGGCAGCAGUCUAAAGCUAAUACAAGAUACAAAAGAAGCAUUACAACAAGCCUUCAAGAUGAAGGAUCUAGGUGAAUUAAAGUAUUUCUUGAGAAUGGAAUUCACUAGAUCAAAUGUUGGUAUAUUGAUGCAUCAAAGGAAGUAUGCUCUUGAACUAAUAUUUGAAGUUGGAAUGACAGCAGCCAAACCUGUAGGUACACCUAUUGACAUCAAUGUUAAACUUACAUCAAAGGUGUAUGAUGAACAUGUAAAGAAGGAACAAGUAGGGGAAGAUGAUCCACUUGUGGAUCAAACAAUGUGUCAAAGAUUAAUUGGCAAGUUAUUAUAUAUAAAGAGACAAUCUGGUCAAGGUUUAUUGUUAUCUAGCAGUUCAGAUGGUUUGGUGACAACAUUUUGUGAUGCUGAUUGGGCUUCUUGUGUGCUGACCAGAAAGUCUGUAACAGGAUACAUGGUAAAGGUUGGUCAGUCACUAGUUUCUUGGAAGACAAAGAAACAAACUAUAGUCUCAAAGAGUUCAGCUGAAGCUGAAUAUAGGAGUCUUGCCUCCACUGUUUUAGAAUUAGUAUGGUUGCUUGGAUUACUGAAAGAAGUAGGAGCUGAAGUACAAUUACCAGUGCAUGUGUAUAGUGACAGCAAAUCAACCAUUCAAAUUGCUGCAAAUCCAGUGUAUCACGAAUGA